AUGGCCGCUGCUGUUGCAUCCGCAGCUGAGCUCGAUCCGAGCAACAGCUCGAAGAAUACGCUCAAGCUCGAAAAUACCGAGAAGCGAGAUACCCUGGUUGCAAUUGAAAAGAAGUACCAGGCGCAAUGGAAGCAGGACAAGGUUUUCGAAGUCAAUGCUCCGUCCUUCGAAGAGGCGCCUCAGGGCGCCAUGUCCCCCGCUGAACUCCGCGAGAAGUACCCCAAGUUCUUCGGUACCAUGGCCUACCCUUACAUGAACGGUACUCUCCAUGCCGGACACAGCUUCACUGCCAGUAAGGUGGAGUUCAUGGCUGGAUUUGCCCGCAUGGAGGGCAAGCGUGCCCUUUUCCCUCUGGGCUUCCACUGCACCGGUAUGCCUAUCAAGGCCUGUGCCGAUAAGCUCGCCAACGAGGUAAAGAAGUUCGGCAAAGGGUUCGAGGGAUACAAUGAAGAGGCUGAGGCUGCCGCCGACAGUGUUGCCGCUCCCACACAAGAGGUCAAGGCCGAGGCUUCCGAGAAGUUCUCCGGCAAGAAGAGCAAGGCCGCUGCCAAGACCGUGAAAAUGAAGUACCAGUUCCAGAUCAUGCUGGCCAUUGGCGUUCCUUUGGAGGAUAUCCACAACAUGGGCGCUCGCAUUGACUGGCGCCGACAGUUCGUCACCACCGACGCUAACCCAUACUACGAUGCUUUCGUGCGCUGGCAGAUGAACCGACUGCACGAGCUUGGCAAGAUUAUGUACGGCAGCCGUUACACCGUCUACUCGCCCAAGGAUGGCCAGCCUUGCAUGGACCACGACCGCACCGAGGGUGAGGGCAUCGGCCCCCAGGAAUAUUCCGCUAUUAAGCUCCAGGUCAAGGAAUGGUCACCGAAAAUGGCAGAGCUUGUCAAGGGAAAGAUCGAGGAUGAUGCUAAGGUCUACUUCGUCCCGGCUACUCUGCGUCCCGAGACCAUGUAUGGUCAAACCAGCUGCUUCGUUGGCCCCAAGAUCAACUACGGUCUCUUCAAGCUGAAGGAGAAGGAGUACAUCGUCGUGACUAAGCGUGCUGCUUGGAACAUGGCCUUCCAGGGCCACUUCUUCGGCGAUAAGUUCCCCAAGACUCAGGACGAGCUUCCCCAGGUUCUUGAGGUGCCUGGUUCCACCUUCAUUGGGACCCUGGUCAAUGCGCCCCUGUCUUUCCACACCGAGGGUAUCCGUAUCCUUCCCAUGGAGAGUGUUUCUGCAUCUAAGGGCACUGGUGUCGUUACAUCUGUCCCCUCCGACAGCCCUGAUGAUUACGCCACUCUCGUGGAUCUCGCCAAGAAGGCCGAGUACUAUGGUAUUCAGAAAGAGUGGGCUGAGCUUGAAAUCUUCCCUCUCAUCGACACUCCUACUUAUGGCAACUUGACCGCUCCUACUCUGGUCAAGCAGCUGAAGAUCAACUCUCCCAAGGACGUCACCCAGCUUGCCAAAGCCAAGGAGUUGGCCUACAUGGAGGGCUUCUACAAGGGAACUAUGCUGGUUGGUGACUUCAAGGGCGAGUCCGUUAGCGAUGCCAAGGACAAGGUCCGCAAGGCGCUCUACGAGAGCGGCGAUGCCUUCCCCUUCGCUGACCCCAUGGGCAAGGUUGUCAGCCGUAGUGGCGAUGACUGUGUUGUUGCCUACCUGGGCCAGUGGUUCCUGAACUACGGCGAGAAUGAUGCCGAAUGGCAGCAGGAGACCCUCAACCACGUUGUCAACAACCUCAAUACCUACUCUGCCGAGUGCAAGAACGGAUUCGAGAAGAACCUGUCGUGGCUGAACCGCUGGGCAUGUGCCAGAACCUACGGACUCGGAUCCCAGCUGCCAUGGGACAAGCAGUUCCUGGUUGAGAGUCUGAGUGACAGCACUGUGUACAUGGCUUACUACACCAUCGCUCACCUCCUACACGGUGACCGAUACGGUAAGACAACUGGCCCCUUGAAGAUCACCGCAGACCAGAUGACCGAUGAGGUCUGGGACUACAUUUUCACAAGACGUGAGAUCAGCGACGAUCUCAUCUCCAAGAGCGGAAUCAGCAAGGAAUCCCUGCAGCAGAUGCGCCGUGAAUUCGAAUACUGGUACCCCCUGGAUGUCCGUGUCUCUGGAAAGGAUCUGAUUCAGAACCACCUGACCUUCUUCCUCUACAUUCACAUUGCUCUCUUCCCCAAGGAGUACUGGCCCCGUGGUGUUCGUGCCAACGGCCACUUGCUCCUCAACGGCGACAAGAUGAGUAAGAGUACCGGCAACUUCUUGACCCUCAAGGAUGCCGUCGACAAGUUCGGCGCUGAUGCUACUCGUAUUGCGUUUGCCGAUGCCGGUGACAGCAUUGAAGAUGCCAACUUUGAAGAGACUGUUGCCAACAGCAACAUCCUGCGUCUCUACACCUUGAAGGAGUGGAUUGAGGAUGUUGCCAAAGACCAGACUCUGCGUACUGGUCCUGCCGAUGCCUUCGCUGACAAGCUCUUUGAAAAUGAACUUAACAGCCUGGUUCGUGAGACUCAGAAGCACUACCAGGACACUGACUUCAAGCUUGCUCUCAAGUCUGGUCUAUAUGACUUCACCAGCUCCCGUGAUAGCUACCGUGAGGCUUCCACCGCUGCCGGCGUCGGUAUGCACCGCGAUAUCGUUAUGCGCUACGUUGAGCUGCAAGCUCUCAUGCUUGCACCCAUCGCUCCUCACUGGGCUGAGUACAUCUGGCUCGAGGUUCUGAAGAAGACCGAGUCCAUCCACUUCGCCCAGUUCCCUGCCGUGCCGGAGCCUUCCCCCGAGCUGACCGCUGCUCAGAACUACGUCCGUGGUACUGCAAGCAACAUCAUGGGAUCCGAGGCUGCCUUCGCCAAGAAGCUCUCCAAGGGCAAGGCUGCUGGCUUCGACCCCCGCAAGCCCAAAAAGCUUACCAUCUUCGUUGCCAAGAAGUUCCCUAACUGGCAGGAGAAGUACAUUGACUUGGUGCGCGAUGCCUUUGACUCGCUGAACCUCUCCUUCAACGAGAAGGAGCUUAGCGCCAAGGUCGGCAAGCUCGGUGAAAUGAAGAAGGCCAUGCCCUUCGUGCAGAACCUGAAGCGUCGUCUAGUCAACGCUCGCGAGAGCCCCGCCACUGUCUUCGACCGCAAGCUUCCUUUCGAUGAAUUCGCCGUUCUGUCUGAGAUGGUCGGUGGUCUGAAGCGCACCUCUGGCUUCAAGGAGAUUGAGAUCAUUGCUGUUGACGAGGGUGGCAAGACUGGAGAAGUUGUAGGCACUGGUGAGAAGCGUGAGGGUCUGGCCGGCGAAAAUGCCGUCCCUGGAAACCCUACGUUCCAGUUCGUCAACGUCGAGUAG
Molecule: messenger RNA, 3315 nt
Organism: Penicillium bovifimosum
Lineage: Eukaryota; Fungi; Ascomycota; Eurotiomycetes; Eurotiales; Aspergillaceae
Product: leucine--tRNA ligase CDC60
Exons: 5
Coding region: 1-3315 (1104 amino acids)
Biological process (GO): leucyl-tRNA aminoacylation
Molecular function (GO): aminoacyl-tRNA deacylase activity; leucine-tRNA ligase activity; ATP binding
Source: RefSeq, a predicted model, not a curated record